Molecule: messenger RNA, 1676 nt
Organism: Helicoverpa armigera (cotton bollworm)
Lineage: Eukaryota; Metazoa; Arthropoda; Insecta; Lepidoptera; Noctuidae
Product: facilitated trehalose transporter Tret1-2 homolog
Exons: 3
Coding region: 54-1583 (509 amino acids)
Biological process (GO): transmembrane transport
Cellular component (GO): membrane
Molecular function (GO): transmembrane transporter activity
Source: RefSeq, a predicted model, not a curated record
UAAUUUGGAGAAGACACUUUGUUGCGGUAGUUUUAACGUAGAUCUCGUUAGGUAUGGAUCAGGACAUCAGGGUAGGCGAUACUUUCCAUCACGAAGAAUAUUUGGAACACAGGAAAUCGUGGAAACCAUUCUUGAGACAGCUAUACGUAUGCACGGUAUGCUCGUCAUUAUAUUUCGUGCUGGGCCUAUGUUUUGGGGCGCCAACAGUCUACGUACCACAAUUGAGGAAAGAAGCAAAUUCUGCAUCUGAACCUUUGACGGACGACAUGGCAUCAUGGUUGUCAUCCGUUUUGGGUUACUUCUCCAUACCAUGGGCAGUCAUUCUGCCAAUCCUUACUCAGUACAUCGGAAGGAAGAUACCGUUCUUAAUAGUAACAGUGGUGACACUAAUCAGCUUCAUAGUUUUCUACUGCAGUACGAGUCCGAUGCAUCUUUUGAUCAGCGAAAUAUUGCAAGGAGUUACACUCGCCAGUAACAUGACAGUCCUCAUUGUUAUAAUCGUGGAAUACUCCUCACCUAGACUUAGGGGGAUGUUUAUGAUGAUUGAAACCUCGAUUUUCUAUUGGGGUGUGUGGAUUGCAAACGUGACUGGAACCUUUAGCCACUGGAGGAACAUCGCUAUAAUUGCUUUUGUAUGCUGUCUGUAUUCCUUGACGGCGAUCAUUAUGCCCGAGUCACCAUCAUGGUUAGCUGUGAACGGGCGCUUUGAGGAAUGCGCCAAAGCGCAUCGCUGGCUAAAUGGACAUCACAAAGAAUCGGAAGAUGAACUUGAAAAUCUCAUAAAAUCUCAAAAAGAAUAUCGAAAAAAAUGUGCUGCGCGAGAAAAAACAACUUCGUGGUAUAAUAGACAUCGAAUCAUCAAAGAAACAGUAUCCGCUAAGGGUUUUUAUCAACCACUUUUACUUUCUAUGUGUGUUAUGUCAUUAUAUCAUUUUUCUGGAAAAUUAGUAUGUACUAUGUACGCUGUAGAUUUGCUUAGUUCCAUAACUGCUUGUGAGUCUGCAUCAUAUACGGGAAUGCUCAUUUUAGAUGCCGUUACAAUACUCGGCAUGCAAAUCGGUUGUGUUUUAUCAAAGUUAGUCAAUAGAAGAACAAUGUUGUUAUCUUCAUCAGCUUUAGGUAUUUUUUUCUUAUUUUUGAUAUCAUUAUAUUUAUAUCUGAUUAGUUUGAACGUCAUAGUAGAAAAUAAAAUAGUUUCUAUUGCGCUGUUAACGUCGUUUUCAGUUGCCAUUACUUGUGGUCCGAUGAUAAUGCCGUCCACUAUCUUCGGUGAACUAAUAUUUCUGAGAUAUAAGAGUUCUUCAUUGCUCAUACUUACAUUGUUUUCUGAACUAUUAAUGGCGACUGUACUCAAACUUUCGCCGCAUAUAUUUAAAGCGCUUGCACUACACGGUGCCUUCUUGUUCUAUGGUAUAUCAGCUUCCAUUUUUGCAUUUAUUUUGUACAAAUAUUUACCAGAAACGAAAGAUAAAACUCUGCAAGAAAUUGAGAAUUAUUUCAAAGAGUCGCAUGAAAUGGAAGAGGAUGCCAGUAAAGCGUUUAUUAAUGAGAAACCGGAUAAUUAUAACACUCAGAAACGUUAGAAGAUUUUUAUGUUUUCGUAAUUAUAUUUAAUGGCAUUUACUGUGUAAAUAAUAGAAUGUAAUUUAAGGAUAAUUAAAGUUGUUUACAAUGUU